This is a messenger RNA of Balaenoptera acutorostrata (minke whale), 2498 nucleotides long. It is a transcript of the gene HNRNPM, whose product is annotated as heterogeneous nuclear ribonucleoprotein M. The record is from RefSeq and is a predicted model, not a curated record. NCBI's taxonomy places the organism in Eukaryota, Metazoa, Chordata, Mammalia, Artiodactyla, Balaenopteridae. Gene Ontology annotation, cellular component: post-mRNA release spliceosomal complex; cytoplasm; nucleus. The transcript has 16 exons. The coding region runs from base 47 to 2239 and encodes 730 amino acids. Gene Ontology annotation, biological process: regulation of mRNA stability involved in response to oxidative stress; alternative mRNA splicing, via spliceosome. Gene Ontology annotation, molecular function: mRNA binding.
GCGCCGCGCAUCCCGCUCGCUCACACAAAGCCCAGACGCGGAGAAAAUGGCGGCAGGGGUCGAAGCAGCAGCCGAGGUGGCGGCGACGGAGCCCAAAAUGGAGGAGGAGAGCGGCGCGCCCGGCGUGCCGAGUGGCAACGGAGCUCCGGGCCCGAAAGGUGAAGGAGAACGACCAGCUCAGAAUGAGAAGAGGAAGGAGAAAAACAUAAAAAGAGGAGGCAAUCGCUUUGAGCCAUAUGCCAAUCCAACUAAAAGAUACAGAGCCUUCAUUACAAACAUACCUUUUGAUGUGAAAUGGCAGUCACUUAAAGACCUGGUUAAAGAAAAAGUUGGUGAGGUAACAUACGUGGAGCUCUUAAUGGACGCUGAAGGAAAGUCAAGGGGAUGUGCCGUUGUUGAAUUCAAGAUGGAAGAGAGCAUGAAAAAAGCUGCUGAAGUUCUAAACAAGCAUAGUCUGAGUGGAAGACCACUGAAAGUCAAAGAAGAUCCUGAUGGUGAACAUGCCAGGAGAGCAAUGCAAAAGGUGAUGGCUACGACUGGUGGGAUGGGUAUGGGACCAGGUGGCCCAGGAAUGAUUAAUAUCCCACCCAGUAUCCUAAAUAAUCCUAACAUCCCAAAUGAGAUUAUCCAUGCAUUACAGGCUGGAAGACUUGGAAGCACAGUAUUUGUAGCAAAUCUGGAUUAUAAAGUUGGCUGGAAGAAACUGAAGGAAGUUUUUAGUAUGGCUGGUGUGGUGGUCCGAGCAGACAUUCUUGAGGAUAAAGAUGGAAAAAGUCGUGGAAUAGGCACUGUUACUUUUGAACAGUCCAUUGAAGCUGUGCAAGCUAUAUCUAUGUUUAAUGGCCAACUGCUAUUUGACAGACCAAUGCACGUGAAAAUGGAUGAGAGGGCCUUACCAAAGGGAGAUUUUUUCCCUCCUGAGCGUCCACAACAACUUCCCCAUGGACUUGGUGGUAUUGGCAUGGGGUUAGGACCAGGAGGGCAGCCUAUUGACGCUAAUCAUUUGAAUAAAGGCAUUGGAAUGGGCAACAUAGGACCCGCAGGAAUGGGAAUGGAAGGCAUAGGAUUUGGAAUAAAUAAAAUGGGAGGCAUGGAGGGACCCUUUGGUGGUGGUAUGGAAAACAUGGGUCGAUUUGGAUCUGGGAUGAACAUGGGCAGAAUAAAUGAAAUCCUAAGUAAUGCACUGAAGAGAGGAGAGAUCAUUGCAAAGCAGGGAGGAGGUGGAGGCGGAGGCAGUGUCCCUGGAAUUGAGAGGAUGGGCCCCGGCAUUGACCGCAUUGGGGGUGCCGGCAUGGAGCGCAUGGGUGCAGGCCUGGGCCACGGCAUGGAUCGUGUGGGCUCCGAGAUUGAGCGCAUGGGCCUGGUCAUGGACCGCAUGGGCUCAGUCGAGCGCAUGGGCUCCGGCAUCGAGCGCAUGGGUCCGCUGGGCCUCGACCACAUGGCCUCCAGCAUCGAGCGCAUGGGCCAGACCAUGGAGCGCAUCGGCUCUGGCGUGGAGCGCAUGGGUGCCGGCAUGGGCUUUGGCCUGGAGCGUAUGGCCACACCCAUUGACCGUGUGGGCCAGACCAUCGAGCGCAUGGGCUCUGGCGUGGAGCGAAUGGGCCCUGCCAUCGAGCGCAUGGGCCUGGGCAUGGAGCGCAUGGUGCCCGCAGGCAUGGGGGCAGGCCUGGAGCGCAUGGGCCCUGUGAUGGAUCGCAUGGCCACCGGCCUGGAGCGCAUGGGCGCCAACAACCUGGAGCGCAUGGGCCUGGAGCGUAUGGGCGCCAACAGUCUGGAGCGCAUGGGCCUGGAGCGCAUGGGCGCCAACAGCCUGGAGCGCAUGGGUCCCGCCAUGGGCCCGGCCCUGGGCGCUGGCAUUGAGCGCAUGGGCCUGGCCAUGGGUGGUGGUGGCGGUGCCAGCUUUGACCGUGCCAUCGAGAUGGAGCGUGGCAACUUUGGAGGAAGCUUCGCAGGUUCCUUUGGUGGAGCUGGAGGCCAUGCUCCUGGGGUGGCCAGGAAGGCCUGCCAGAUAUUUGUGAGAAAUCUCCCAUUUGAUUUUACAUGGAAGAUGCUAAAAGACAAGUUCAACGAAUGUGGCCACGUGCUGUAUGCCGACAUCAAGAUGGAGAAUGGGAAGUCCAAGGGGUGCGGUGUGGUUAAGUUUGAGUCGCCAGAGGUGGCUGAGAGAGCCUGCCGGAUGAUGAAUGGGAUGAAGCUGAGUGGCCGAGAGAUUGAUGUUCGAAUCGAUAGAAAUGCUUAAGCAGUUGCCUUUUUUAAACAUCGAUACCAGACCUCUGAAUUUGUAUUUUUUCUUGUUAACCAUUUUAAUUUGUUGGCUGGAUGUAUAAAGAUGUUUAAAAAAUUCAGUUGCUUUUUGGGGUAAUUUGAAUUACUUUUUUAAUGACUGGGGUUCCAUUUGACUGUUUGCAUUGAGAUUGCAAUGUGCGCAAUUUUUUUUGUAGUUGUGGCAUCUUGUUGACAUCGAAUAUGACUUUGAUAAUAAAUACCAGUUCCUGAAA